AUGAAAGCUAAAAGCACGGUACGAGAUAUCGACCCUCAAAAUGAUCUGACAUUCCUCAGGAUUCGUUCAAAGAAGCAUGAAAUUAUGGUUGCCCCAGGUACUGCUAUAACUGGCUGA
This is a messenger RNA of Staurois parvus, 117 nucleotides long. Lineage: Eukaryota; Metazoa; Chordata; Amphibia; Anura; Ranidae. The record is from the annotation of a GenBank genome assembly.